This is a messenger RNA of Glycine soja, 2110 nucleotides long. Its product is annotated as guanine nucleotide-binding protein-like NSN1. The transcript is spliced from 9 exons. Gene Ontology annotation, molecular function: GTP binding. Lineage: Eukaryota; Viridiplantae; Streptophyta; Magnoliopsida; Fabales; Fabaceae. Bases 144 to 1868 code for a protein of 574 amino acids. Gene Ontology annotation, cellular component: nucleolus. The record is from RefSeq and is a predicted model, not a curated record.
UUACUUAAAAACUUAAAACCCUAAAUUCUUUGCCUCCGCCUCACAAACAACCAUCAGCAACACUCUUCUCUUCACCGUCUCUCCAUCCUCUAUCCUUCACGCCUUUGUAACACGAAGAAAAGCACAGUAACUGAGAGGACACGAUGGUGAAGAAGAGCAAGAAGAGUAAGAGCAAGAGGGUUUCGUUGAAGAAGAAGUACAAGGUCAUAAGGAAGGUGAGGGAGCACAACAGGAAGAAAACGAAGGAGGCGAAGAAGCUUCGCUUGAGUGGGAAGAAGAAGGUUGAGAAGGACCCUGGUAUUCCCAACGAUUGGCCCUUCAAGGAGCAGGAACUCAAAGCGCUUGAAGCUCGAAGGGCGAAGGCUAUUGAGGAAUUGGAGCAAAAGAAAGCGGAACGCAAGGAGAGGGCUCGGAAAAGGAAAUUGGGCUUGCUAGAGGAUGAAGAUAACUCCAAAUUGAGUGACAUGGAUAUUUUAAAAGAGAGUAAUGAUUUUGCUACUGUUGGGAAGACUAGAGAUAGCUCAGAUAGGGCCUUUUACAAAGAUUUGGUUAAGGUCAUUGAAGCCUCUGAUGUCUUACUGGAGGUGCUUGAUGCCCGGGAUCCCUUGGGUACUCGUUGUGUUGAUAUAGAAAAGAUGGUGAUGAAAUCGGGACCUGAUAAACGUCUCGUCUUGCUUUUAAAUAAAAUUGAUCUUGUUCCUAAAGAAGCUUUAGAGAAGUGGCUCAAGUACCUUAGAGAAGAAUUACCUACUGUGGCCUUCAAGUGCAGCACACAACAACAAAGAUCAAACUUAAGUGAUUGUCUUGGUGCUGAUACUCUCCUCAAAUUGUUGAAGAAUUACUCAAGAAGUCAUGAGAUCAAGAAGUCGAUCACUGUGGGUUUGAUUGGCUUGCCCAAUGUUGGUAAGAGCAGUCUUAUUAAUAGCUUAAAGAGGUCCCAUGUUGUCAAUGUUGGUUCUACUCCUGGGUUAACAAGAUCAAUGCAAGAGGUUCAGUUGGACAAAAAUGUUAAGUUGCUGGAUUGCCCUGGUGUUGUUAUGCUGAAGUCUCAAGAAUAUGAUGCUUCCGUGGCUUUAAAAAAUUGCAAGAGAAUUGAGAAGUUAGACGAUCCAAUUAGCCCAGUGAAAGAAAUUUUCAAGCUCUGCCCUCCCGAGCAGCUGGUAACUCAUUACAAGAUUGGAACCUUCAAAUUUGGUGAUGUUGAUGACUUUCUACUGAAGAUAGCUACAGUUAGGGGCAAGCUCAAGAAGGGUGGAAUAGUUGACAUUAAUGCUGCUGCAAGAAUCGUUCUUCAUGAUUGGAAUGAAGGUAAAAUUAUAUAUUAUACCAUUCCCCCAAAUAGGGAUCAAGGGGAACCUGCAGAGGUUAAGAUAGUUUCUGAGUUUUCAAAGGAGUUUAACAUUGAUGAAGUCUACAAGAGUGAAUCUUCAUAUAUUGGGAGCCUUAAAUCUGUUGAUGACUUAAAUGCUGUUGAAGUUCCUUCAAGUCGCCCUCUCAAUCUUGAUGAGACAAUGUUAGAGGAUGAGACACAAAUCAAACCAGCUGAACAAGGUGAAGGUCCUGGAAACCUGGCUGUGGUGGAUGAAUCAAUGGAAGAUGAUGCUGGCAAGAACAAGGGGAACAGUGAAGCUGGCAGGCAAAAUGAAAAAUUAUAUGCCACAGAUGGUAUGCUUAAUACAAAAAUGAGGCGCGCUGAGAAGAAGAAAAGGAAAAAGGCCAAGAAAGCUGUAGCCUCAUCGGAUCCCAUGGAUGGUGAUUAUGACUUCAAAGUUGAUUACUUCCAAAAGGGAGCGACAAUGGAUGCUGAAGAGAGCAAGAGUGAGGAUGACGAUGAACAAGUCAGCUCUGAGGUGCCUAUGAAUGAGUGAUGGGGUAAAUGGACUUGCCAUAGUUUAUGGGGGAAAUGAAUGAACUAGCCAACACAGCCAUUAUUUAAACAUGAUAUAAGGGUUCCUCUUAACUUCAAUUUUUGUUUCGAAGAUUUUAAAUUGCUGCUGUUGAUCCAUUAUGUAUAUAUUAUUUUGGGAUGUCACGAACAAAAUUUUGGAUAGGUCAUUUGUGUCCAAUUGAGGCAUAUGAUUAUGCAAUUUUGUUUCCGGAUUUUUACCCC